AUGGGCGACUGGUCCAUACUUGGUCGCUUUCUGUCUGAGGUACAGAACCAUUCUACAGUGAUAGGCAAGAUCUGGCUCACCAUGCUGCUCCUUUUUCGUAUUCUGCUGGUAGCCUUGGUGGGUGACGCCGUCUACAUUGAUGAGCAGUCUAAGUUCAUCUGUAACACCCAGCAGCCUGGAUGCAACAACGUGUGUUAUGACACCUUCGCUCCUGUUUCACAUCUGCGGUUCUGGGUUUUCCAAAUUGUGCUCGUCUCCACCCCAUCCAUUUUUUAUAUAGUUUUUGUUCUGCAUAAGAUUGCUAAAAAUGAGAAGUUGGAUGGUCACAGUGCACAGGUAAUGGCCCAGAGGCCUCCCAAACAGAGCUGUAGGCAGAUGACAAAGGAUGGCAUGGAGGCCCUGAGGGUAGGCAUGCCCACCUACUGUCCUCAUUACAGGGAGGUAUGGGAUGUGAAGGAGAGGGAAGAAACAGAACAAAGCUUUCUGGAGGAGGAUUAUGGCAAACUAGGUGAGGACCCCACCCAGCAGUCUAACCAGGUUCUGCUUAUCUACAUCCUUCAUGUGUUACUACGAUCUGUCAUGGAGAUCACUUUCCUGGUCGGCCAAUACUUCUUGUUCGGGUUCGAGGUCCCUCACCUAUAUCGCUGUGAGACCUAUCCUUGCCCUACUCGCACAGACUGCUUUGUUUCACGUGCCACUGAGAAGACCAUCUUCCUGAAUUUCAUGUUCAGCAUCAGCCUAGGCUGCUUUGUGCUCAAUAUUGCAGAGCUUCACUACCUGGGCUGGGUCUACAUUUUCCGUGUCCUCUGCUCAGCCUGCUCUACCUGCUGCAGCCAGGAGAGGGGCACUGUCAAACUGUACUCAAAACACAACCCCCUUUUAUUGCAACUCAGGCAUUCUCUGAGGGGCCAGCUGGUUCUGCAGACUCCCACAGCCAUGACUCAGGAGAGGACAGAAGGUCUGCUUACACAUGCCCCGGCUAUUUCCUUUGAGACAGACUCAACUGUGGAAUGUACCUCCAAGAGAAGUCCAGAGAGCAGAGACAAAGUGAAGGUCAAGCUGGCCAACAUGGCCAGGCUAGGACGGACAAAGAAGUCUUGGCUAUAA
This is a messenger RNA of Scomber japonicus (chub mackerel), 1107 nucleotides long. RefSeq names its product gap junction delta-2 protein-like. Gene Ontology annotation, biological process: cell communication. The transcript has a single exon. Gene Ontology annotation, cellular component: connexin complex. The coding region runs from base 1 to 1107 and encodes 368 amino acids. The record is from RefSeq and is a predicted model, not a curated record. NCBI's taxonomy places the organism in Eukaryota, Metazoa, Chordata, Actinopteri, Scombriformes, Scombridae.